AUGCUUGCUUCACGAGUCACUUCUCUGAGUGAGAGCGCGCUCAACACUCUCAACGCCAUCAAUGCUGCCGACGGUGAUAUCACAUGGCCACUGCAGGGAUUGAGGAUAAACGAGGACGAUGACCAGCUGGUGAUUGGAAUCGACUUUGGCACAACUUUUUCAGGUGUCGCCUGGGCCACACCCGAGCACUUUGAAGCUGACCAAAUUAAUCUGAUUAAUGCAUGGCCCGGCACCGGUCGAGAAGAAGGGAAAGCACCGACAGAACUUCUCUAUGACGAUGAAAAGAUAAUGUGGGGAUACAAUAUCCCAGGUGGCGCCGAUACCGUUCGUGGAUUCAAGCUACUUUUGCUUCACGACGAAGACCUUACCGAUGAUGUCAAGACCUCAGAAUUCUUCCUGCGAGCGAAGAAGAUGCUGAGAGAUACCGGAAAGACACCCGUUGGUUUGAUUGCAGAUUAUCUUCGCGCACUUUGGCAACAUACUAUGGAUACCAUCAACAAGGCCCUGGGGGAUUCUGUUAUGGAUGGACUCCGAUUUCAUGUUGUGAUAACUGUUCCGGCAAUUUGGAAAGCGUACGCAAGGCAGAGUAUGCAAGAUGCUGCGAAGAGGGCCGGAAUAUUGAAAGCCAGAAAAGCGGGCGGGACGACGCUGAGUUUUAUUCCUGAGCCGGAGGCCGCGGCGCUCUCUACACUUUGUGAGCGUGGUAGGAGGAUAAAGAAAGGGGAUGUUUAUGUGAUAUGUGAUGCUGGGGGAGGGACCGUGGACCUGAUCAGUUACGAGGUAAAAGACACCAAUCCUAUUGCAAUGCGUGAGGCAGUAGAAGGGAGGGGUGGAUUAUGUGGUGGGUUGCUCAUUGACGAAGCGUUCGAGACUAUGUGCAAACGACGGCUUGGACGGCGAUGGGACAACCUCAGUAAGAAGGGGAUCAAUGAUUUGAUGAGAGGCGAGUGGGAACAAUACAUCAAGCCUCAGUUCAAGCCUGGUUCUACCCCCGGAGAUUGGAUUGUUGGUAUCCCGGCAGAGGCGUUUGAGAGGUCAAAACUCGACGAUUUGAGCAGACAACCAUACAUCAAACAAGGCAGGAUCCAUUUUCGAGACUGCGAUAUUGAGCAAGCCUUUACCAGUUCGCUUGCAGGCAUCGACGCGUCAAGACGUACGGCCAUCUGCCGAGGAGCCAUCUACAAGGGGUUCCUACACCUAUCUGAGUCGAACCCCAACAACCAAAACGGUUACGACUACAAGAGCAUCAAAGUGGUCUCUACAAUCUCCCGCAUCAGCAUUGGAAAGAUGUACUGGACCGAUUUCGACGAGUCAAAACAUCUAGAAGAGGACCGUAAAUGGGACUCUGAUCAAGAGAAGUGGAGGGCGGACCACCAGAUGCACUGGUUCAUUCGCAAGGUCAGACUCUCCAGCACCUCCGUGCUGAUUUUGCAGGGCGACGAUGUCUCCACCAAGCACCGCGUCAGCCAUGGCUACCAUAAGAUCGUAGAACGGGACUUUGACGGCUUCUUCCGGGUGCGGAUCUACCAGUGUGAGGCUGAUGAUCCUCCCACACGGAGGGACUCGAGCGUGAAGCUCCUAUGCACAAUCAAUUGCUCGUUGGAUGUGCAGACGUCGGAACUGAAGACGUUCAGAUGUUCCGACGGGACUAAGAAGAAGGAGCUAUACUAUAAGCUUGAGAUGGUACCGUCUGGCGCGGCAGCCGAGUGUACGGUCUACAUUGAUGGAAGAAAACAAGGCAGUCAGCAUGUGGAAAUCCAGUUCCAAUAG
This is a messenger RNA of Aspergillus nidulans FGSC A4, 1770 nucleotides long. RefSeq names its product Hsp70 family protein. The record is from RefSeq and is a predicted model, not a curated record. The transcript has 8 exons. NCBI's taxonomy places the organism in Eukaryota, Fungi, Ascomycota, Eurotiomycetes, Eurotiales, Aspergillaceae. Bases 1 to 1770 code for a protein of 589 amino acids. Gene Ontology annotation, molecular function: ATP hydrolysis activity; ATP binding.